AUGUAUUCGUUUCCUACCGGCCAGCCGGGCCAGCAGCAGCAACAGUAUGGCAGCCAGCAACAACAGCAAUAUCCUGGCUUCCAGCAGCAGCCUCAGCAGCAGCAGCAGCAGCCUGGGCCUUUCAUGCCUCAACCGACUGGCUAUGGCAUGCCCCAGAUCCAACCCCAGGCCACCGGUUUUCCCGGCGCUAUGCAGCAGUCCCAGCAACAGGCUCCCCCCUUUCAGUCCUCUCUCCAGCCGCCGCAGAUGACGGGCUACCCUACCCAGCAGACGACAAGCUUGCAGGUUCCGCAGCCGACCAGCCAGGCACCACAGCCUACCGGCCAAACCUCGUCGCAAAUGGCGCAGUCGUUUCAGAAUAUUCCGGGCCAGGCUCCCGCUGCUCCCCCACGAAGUGCGCCUGCCGGCUCGAAGAUACCGCCUAUGCGCCUCUCCUUUAUCACGGUGCAGGACCAGGCGAAGUUCGAACAGCUUUUCAAGUCAGCAGUCGGGGAUUCACAAUCGUUGGAUGGUGAAACGGCGAGAGAUCUACUGCUAAGAUCUAAACUGUCAGGCAGUGAGCUGUCUAAGAUAUGGAUGCUAUCGGACACUACGAAAUCAGGCCGCCUUAUGUUCCCCGAAUUCGCACUGGCAAUGUACCUGUGCAACCUCCGAAUAACGGGUCGCGAUCUACCUGCCACCCUACCUGACCGGAUCAAAAACGAAGUCUCAAGCAUGGUUGACAUUAUCUCCUUUGCUGUACCGGACGAUCACCCGCCGCAGGUCCCGCGAUCGAACGCCCCCAACUUUGACCAGCCAUUGUUGCAAAAUACCUCCGCCCCUCCUGCACCACAACAGCCACAGCCACAGCAGGCUUCUAACUCACAGCUUCUCUCGCAAUUAACUGCUCAACCAACUGGUUUCUACAACCAGGCAACAGGCUUCCAGCCACCAAGUGUCAUGCAGCCCCAGCCUACAGGAUUUCCCGGUGGUCUACGGCCCCAGCCGACAGGUAUGCCGCAGAAUCCCCAGGCGACGGGAUAUUCAGGUCCACGACCUCCAAUGCCUCCCAUGCCAACUGGAUUCGCCUCUGGUUUGGCCCCUAGCCAAACUGGUGCUGCCCCGUUAACUGCACAGCCGACAGGGAUGCCUGGCCAAUGGGGAUUUGUUAAUGCUCCAGCCACAGGAUUACCAAACAUUGAAGCCCUUCAACAGAGACUCAUGCCACAGCCCGGAAGGGAAGGCGGAUUUACCACUGCAGGGAUCUCUGGAAAUGCCACAAUUCCAUGGGCCGUUACCAAGGAUGAGAAGAAAAUCUAUGAUGAACUGUUCCGUGCCUGGGAUGGUCUUGGGAAAGGCUUCAUUGGUGGUGACGUUGCCAUUGAAAUCAUGGGCCAAAGUGGAUUGGAACGCCAACAUCUGGAACAGAUAUGGACCCUUUCAGACCCCAAUAAUAGAGGUCGUCUGAAUAAGGACGAGUUUGCCGUAGCCAUGCAUCUUAUAUACAGAAAGCUUAACGGCUAUCCUAUUCCCAACAGGCUGCCUCCUGAGCUAGUACCGCCGUCUACUCGUAACCUUAAUGAUUCAAUUGGAGCCGUGAAGUCGAUGCUUACCCAGGAUGCAGAAGCUAGAAAAUCUUCCGGCGCAUUCUUGCAGCCCCAGAAAACGGGUGUCAGUUAUUUGAAGACACACUCGUUUAAUUCGGGGUCAGGCGGUGCUGGAUAUGGCAGGAAAGAUGCCACAGUCUUCAAAAACAACGAUGAUGCUAUUGGCUACAAGUCUAGUGCCCGCCGCCGCAUUGGCGCUGGUCGUACCCCGUCGCCUUCCCCCUCUGCACAGUCAGAGAGGUCUGACGAUGACAUGUCCGUAGAGCAGCUGAAGAAGAAAAUCCGCGAAACCAAAAUUAUGCUUGAUGCUAUAGAUUUCAGAGACGAGAACCAUGCCGAAGAAGAACAGGCAUUGGACCGCCGAGACAGGAGGGAGGCAGAGUCUCUCAUGGACAGAAUCCGAAGGGUUCAAGAUGACAUAGAUACCGAUCCAAAGGCCUCCUUCCGAAACCUGGACUCUAGCGCUGAACGCCGUAGUAUGCGCCGUCAACUACAGACUUACCAGGAUCAGUUGCCUGAACUAGCUUCUAAUGUACGCAAAACCGAACGAGCUAUUGCGGAUUGCAAGCUUGAGCUCUUCAGGUUGAAAGAUGCCAAGGAAAACCCAGGAAGCGCCUUGGAGAUUAUUGGUACUGGUCCAGGCGGCACAAUCACUGAGAGUGAUCGUAUCAAGGCUCGUGCUCGUGCGAGAAUGCAGGCUAGAGCUGCAGAGUUGGCGGGCCGACCUUCACCGGCCGCUGCGGAUGAAGGUGCUGCUGCUCGCAGGCUGGAAGAGGAGAGAAGCAAAAUUAAUUCUGAACGUGAGCGUAACGAUGCCAUGACUAGGGAUGUCGAGGAGAGUGUCAAGGAAUUCUCAGCCAGCCUUGAGGACAGCCUCAAAGGCGAAGAUGAGAAUUCUACUCGUGAACAUGAACGACGGCGUUGGGAGGAAGCCCUUGGCGUGGAAGACCAGAUUAGAGAUCUUAUCUAUGACCUUCAGCGCAAUCGUAAGACGGCAAAGAUCAGAAAGGAAGAAGAGAAAGCCGGCCGCUCAGCGAGCAGUGCAAAUCAAUACGCAAGCCUGCCUGAGCACCAGUCGAGGCCUAGCCCUGAACCUCGCUCUUCAUCUCAAUCGCCGUCGCUCGUUGGAACUACGCACGAGCAGAGAGUGGCUGCUGCCAGAGAGCGAGCUCAACGCCGCAUCGCCGAACGGAUGGCUGCAGCUGGACUCAAACCUGCUGAGUCCGGCGAGUCUUUCAUGGAACGACAAGAGCGUGAGAAGCGGGAGAGAGAAGAAAGGCUUCAGCGUGCCGAAGAAGAGGAUGCUAAGCGCGAGCAGGAAAGGCAACGGAGGCUGGAGAGUGAGCAGGCCCCUGCUCCUCCACCUGCUAAAGCUGGGCCAAAGAAAGCGCCUCCACCACCUCCCUCCCGAAAGGCCAGAUCAGAUUCUACAGAGCAGAAUGAGGCGAGAAAGGCUGAGGAAGCGCUUGCUAUUAGAGCUAAAGAAGAGCAAGAGGCCGCUCUCAGGCAAGAGCAGCAAGCCCAAGAGGCAGAAACGGAGCAGCUAGAUACACUCUCUAGGGACGAGACAAGAAGACAAGAGGAAGAACUUGCACGCGAAAAGGAAGCGGCUCAGGCUCGCCUGAAGGCGUUGGAAGAGCAGGUCCGCCAGGGCAAGAUCAAGAAACAGGAGCAGAAGCGCCGCAAACAACAGGCUGAACAAGAAGCCAGAGAGAAAGAAGCCAAGCUUGCCGCACAGCGAGCUGAGUUAGAGGCUGCACAGGAACGAGAACGCGAAUUGCAACGGCAGCUGGAGAGCCUUGGUGAUGAGGAAUCGUCGUCUGAUGAUGAUGGCCCUGAGUUUAUUACUCCUCAGGAUACUACGCCUACUCAAAGCCAAGUCUUUGACCAGCCAAGGGCUUCAAUUCCUUCUCCUCCGCCGGCAGCGCCACCAGUGCCUAUCCCUACGAUCACACAUGAGGAAUACCCAGAGGAACCAAUACGUGUUCAAUCUCCCGACCCUCUCGUCGAGCCAGUCAUGAUAAAGCCCAUCAUCCCUGAGACUGAGUCAAGGAACCCCUACUUCCGCCAACUCAGCCAGUCGUCUUCUGAACCUGCGCCUGCUGAAACACCAGCACCGGCUGCCCAAGACACUCAGUCAACUAACCCAUUCCACCGCCUUGCUCAAGAUAACGCCAAAUCCGCAUUUACAACUGGAACUGCUGCCCUUCCCGGUCCCCUCGAGCGUAAAUCGCGGGCUCGUCCUGAAGAAGACGAUGACUGGUCUGUGGCCGAGUCAGAGAACUCGUCUGACGAGGAAGACGACCGCGCCGCUGGUGGAAGUGCUAAACACUUAGCCAGCAUUCUCUUUGGAACUAUGGCGCCGCCUCGCCCUCUAAGCGCAAUGGACGAACCACAGGACUCGAAAACACCUACACCACCACCAGUUCAAAGCCCAGUGGCACCCCCUCCAGCCCCUCCCAUGCCCGCUCCCCCUCCCCCAACUGAGCAGAAUCACGAAGAAGAAGCACCUGAAGCACCAGCCAUGCCUCCACCUGCUCCCCCGCUCCCCAAUAUGGGCGCCCCAUCAGCUCCUCCUCCACCGCCGCCACCUCCUCCAGGCGGUGCUCCUCCUCCCCCUCCGCCGCCGCCACCCCCUGGACCCGCUCCCGGUCCCGGAGCCGGAGGUCCAAUGGGUAUGGGACGAGGCGCAUUGCUAGGAGAUAUCCAGGCAGGGAAAGCACUGAAGAAGGUCGUUACGAAAGAUCGAAGUACGGCAAUGUCAGCAGGACGUGUAUUGUAA
Microsporum canis CBS 113480 is the source of this 4368-nucleotide messenger RNA. Its product is annotated as DUF1720 domain-containing protein. The record is from RefSeq and is a predicted model, not a curated record. Gene Ontology annotation, biological process: endosomal transport; endocytosis. NCBI's taxonomy places the organism in Eukaryota, Fungi, Ascomycota, Eurotiomycetes, Onygenales, Arthrodermataceae. Gene Ontology annotation, molecular function: actin binding; calcium ion binding. The coding region runs from base 1 to 4368 and encodes 1455 amino acids. Gene Ontology annotation, cellular component: plasma membrane; cytoplasm. The transcript is spliced from 5 exons.